UUAUCAGAAACAGUAAAGUAAACUGAUAACAAUGUGACGCAAACAAUGAUUUCUCUGUUUCCCGCAGCCAUGAUAGAGUGAACACACCUGGUGUCACCUGAGUUUUGAUGACUCAGUCAGUUGUUUUCAAAAGAAAACUGUUGUGAAGAAAACUUGAAAUUUUAUUACAUUCAGAGCCUUCCUCUUCCUGGUCUCAAACAAACAUUACAGCAGCUGCUGAAGGACAAAGCUCAUUGGCUGCAGUAUGUCUGCCCUGACAUGUGAUUGGUGGAUCAGACCUCAAACCUGUUUCUCUUCUCUGGAAAUGAAAGUAACACAGUCACUGUGACUGAGAGGAGAAAUGGAGCAGCAGGCAGUUCAGCUGGACCGAGAAACCUUCUCCUGUUCCAUCUGUCUGGAGCUACUGAAGGAUCCAGUCACUAUUCCCUGUGGACACAGCUACUGUAUGAACUGUAUUACAAACUUCUGGGAUGGAGGUGAGAAGAAGAAAAGCUACCACUGUCCUCAGUGCAGGAAAACCUUCACACAGAGGCCUGACCUGCAGAAAAGCACCAUGUUAGCAGCUUUAGUGGAGCAGCUGAAGAAGACUGGACUCCAAGCUGCUCCUGCUGAUCACCACUAUGCUGGACCUGAAGAUGUGGCCUGUGAUUCCUGCACUGGAAGGAAACUGAAAGCCAUCAAGUCCUGUUUAUUCUGUCUGGCCUCUUUCUGUGAGAAACACCUUCAGCCUCAUCAUAAUGUGGCUCCAUUUAACAAACACAAGCUGAUAGAGCCGUCCAAGAACCUCCAAAACAACAUCUGCUCUCGUCAUGAUGAGGUGAUGAAGAUGUUCUGCCGCACAGAUCAGAAGUGCAUCUGUUAUCUCUGCUCUGUGGAUGAACAUAAAGGUCACGACACAGUCUCAGCUGCAGCAGAAAGGACUGAGAAGCAGAGAGAGCUGGAGGAGAGGAGAGGAAAAAUCCAGCAGAUGAUCCAGGACCAGGAGAAAGAUGUGAAGCUGCUUCAACAGGAGGUGGAGGCCAUCAAUCGUUCUGCUGAUAAAACAGUUGAGGACAGUGAGAAGAUCUUCACCGAGCUGAUUCGUCUCCUCCAGAAAAGAAGCUCUGAGGUGAAGCAGCAGAUCAGAUCCCAGCAGGAAACUGAAGUGAGUCGAGUCAAAGAGCUUCAGAAGAAGCUGCAGCAGGAGAUCACUGAGCUGAAGAGGAAAGACGCUGAGCUGGAGCAGCUCUCACACACAGAGGAUCACAACCAGUUUCUCCUCAACUACCCCUCACUGCCAGCACUCAGUGAGUCCACACUCUCAUCCAGCAUCAACAUCCGUCCUCUGAGACACUUUGAGGACGUGACAGCAGCCGUGUCAGAGCUCAGAGAGAAACUACAGGACAUCCUGAGAGACUCUUGGACAAACAUCUCAGUGAUGGUCACUCAGGUGGAUGUUCUACUGUCAGAACCAGAACCAAAGAGUAGAGCUGGAUUCUUAAGAUUUUCAUGUGAAAUCACUCUGGAUCCAAACACAGUAAACACAAAUCUGGUUCUAUCACCGGGAAACAGGAAGGUGACAGUAAUAACUCAGGAUCAGUCUUAUUCUCGUCAUCCAGACAGAUUCACUGAAUGGUGGCAGGUUCUGAGUAGAGAGAAUCUGACUGGACGAUGUUACUGGGAGGUGGAGUGGAGCGGGCAACAAGUUUAUAUAGCAGUUGCAUACAAGAGCAUCAACAAAGUAGGAUAUGAAAAUGAAAGUAAAUUUGGACACAAUGAUAAAUCUUGGGCAUUAGAUUGUUCCCUAAAAGGUUUUAGAUUUGGUCACAACAACAUUUGGACCUCCAUCUCAGGUCCAGUUUCCUCCAGAGUGGGAGUGUAUCUGAAUCACACAGCAGGUCUUCUGUCCUUCUACAGCGUCUCUGAAACCAUGACUCUCCUCCACAGAGUCCAGACUAGAUUCACUCAGCCGCUACUGGCUGGACUUUGGGUUUGUACUAAUAGAGACUCUGCAGAGAUCUGUAAACCCAAAUAGAUUUUCUCUUUUUUCUCAGAUUAUUUAUCAGGGUUCAUUACUCUGAUGUCUCUACUUUACCUUUCUGUUCUUAUUCAUUUUUCUGGUUUAAAUAUAGUUAUCUGUGUUCUAGGAAUCAUUGAGAAAAUCACUGCUGAUGUUUUCUUUUUAUUUUAUAUGACAGAAAUAUUUCUACACUUGAAAAUAUAAUCUUCCCCGGGCUCUAAUAGUUUUUGCUUUAAUAUUUGUCUUAUGUAUUUAGAUACUGUUGUUCUUCUUGUUUUAAACAGUCAAGAUUGAAAUGAACUGAACUUGCUUCUGUUUUUAUCUUUGUGAUUCAAACAAUAAAAGUGAAAUUAACAUAAGCUGAGAAUUUACCCUUUUUUCUUCUCCGUUCUUUAGAUCCUGCUCUGAUGCUGUUCUAUGUUUUUUCCCUACUUCAAUAAAACAA
Poeciliopsis prolifica (blackstripe livebearer) is the source of this 2444-nucleotide messenger RNA. RefSeq names its product tripartite motif-containing protein 16-like. NCBI's taxonomy places the organism in Eukaryota, Metazoa, Chordata, Actinopteri, Cyprinodontiformes, Poeciliidae. Gene Ontology annotation, molecular function: protein binding; zinc ion binding. The coding region runs from base 341 to 2014 and encodes 557 amino acids. The transcript has a single exon. The record is from RefSeq and is a predicted model, not a curated record.